AUGUUUAUAAAUCCAAAUCCAACCAAAAUUUGGAUAACAAUAACGAUAACAACAGUAACAACAACAACAACAACGACAACAGCGCCAUCAUCAUCAUCAUCAUCAUCAUCACCGCCUACAAUAACAGCAAUGAUAACGAAAACUACGAAGUUUGAUAGUAAUAGCUUGCUUAAUGAAACAUUCAACGAUUAUAAUGAUUAUAUCAGUAAGUUUAAUUUUUAA
Messenger RNA from Cercopithifilaria johnstoni, 222 nucleotides. The record is from the annotation of a GenBank genome assembly. NCBI's taxonomy places the organism in Eukaryota, Metazoa, Nematoda, Chromadorea, Rhabditida, Onchocercidae.